Hibiscus syriacus is the source of this 1605-nucleotide messenger RNA. Its product is annotated as protein Brevis radix-like 4. Bases 307 to 1419 code for a protein of 370 amino acids. The record is from RefSeq and is a predicted model, not a curated record. The transcript is spliced from 6 exons. NCBI's taxonomy places the organism in Eukaryota, Viridiplantae, Streptophyta, Magnoliopsida, Malvales, Malvaceae.
UUUCUAUUAAAACCCUUUUUGUUGUUUUAAUUUGUUAUUAAUUUUGGGUUAGUGCAGAGAAUCUCUGGUCGUUUCAUCUUAAAACGUGGCAUUAAAGAGCUCCCUGAGUCAUUACUGAGUCUCGAAUAUCGAGCUCCCUGAAACUGCAGAGGCGGAAUAUAGAAAGAAAUACUAAGAAAUAUAACCCUUUAGUUGUUAGUUCUCUCCCUUAACCACCAAUGAUAUUCUGAUUUCCGGGUGCAUUAAAUUUUUGUUUCUCUGUACGAAGACUUCUUGGUUUUCUAAGAAUUUCGAGAAAAAAAAACAAUGCUGACGUGCAUAGCUCGUUCGAAGCAACCCGGUGAUGAUUCAGUGAGUCAACCAGAAGAAAUGGACUCUUCUACCACUCCCAGCGUUAAGCACAACCAAGCCAUUAAAUCCCUCACUUCUCAGUUGAAGGACAUGGCGCUGAAGGCGUCGGGUGCGUACAAGCACUGUAACCCCUGCACAGCGCAGAGUCGGUUGAGGAACUCGGGCGAGUUCGACGCGGACUCAGACAGGAUCAGAUGGUCGUAUCGUAGGACGGGGAGUUCGAGCUCGGCGACACCGAGGACGUGGGGGAAGGAAAUGGAAGCGAGGUUGAAAGGGAUAUCGAGUUCGAGCGGAGAAGCGACUCCGAAAUCGUUGAGUGGGCGCCGAGUCGACACGGUCGUAUUCGCCGAAGAAAAUGAGCCUAAAGAGUGGGUGGCUCAUGUGGAGCCCGGCGUACUUAUCACCUUUGUUUCACUUCCUCGCGGCGGUAACGAUCUCAAGAGGAUACGGUUCAGUCGGGAAAUGUUUAACAAAUGGCAAGCGCAAAGAUGGUGGGCAGAGAAUUAUGAUAGGGUCAUGGAACUUUACAAUGUUCAGAGGUUUAACCGCCAGGCAUUCCCACUACCAACACCCCCUAGAUCAGAAGAUGAGAGUUCAAAAAUGGAAUCAGCAGAAGAAAGUCCUGUAACACCACCAUUGACUAAAGAACGUUUACCUCGUAAUUUACAUCACCCGACUGGGAUGGGAAUGGCUUAUUCAUCAUCAGAUUCACUUGAUCAGCACCCAAUGCAGUCUCGGCAUUAUUGCGACUCUGGUCUUACCUCGACCCCAAAACUUUCCAGUAUUAGUGGUGCCAAGACAGAGAUAUCAUCCAUGGAUGCCUCUAUGAGGAGUAGUUCAUCAAGAGAGGCCGAUCGCUCUAGAGAGCUAUCCAUUAGCAAUGCCAGUGAUCUUGAAACUGAGUGGGUUGAAAUGGAUGAACCAGGGGUUUACAUUACUAUCAGAGCCUUGCCAGGGGGCAAAAGAGAGCUUAGGCGAGUUAGAUUCAGCCGGGAAAGGUUUGGAGAGAUGCAUGCCAGACUGUGGUGGGAAGAGAACCGAGCCAGGAUACACAAACAAUACUUGUAACCGAGCAAAACGAAGGAGACUAACGGCUUGCUGGCAUUCUCUUGUGCCAUACUCGUGGAAUCUCUUCUGCAAAGUUGUAAAGCAGGUGUUUCUGCCACCUGUUGCUAAGGUUUUUGUUUUUCCAGCUUCAUAGUAGCUAUUAGAAAUAUGAUGGUGGGAUUUUAUAUUUUACUAGUUUCUUUAAAA